AUAUAGCGGAAUUCAUGUAUCUAUAGCCAAAGCAUCUAUACGUGUGUUUUAAAUUGCAUUGAUUUAACGAAUUAAUCCUCUUUAAAAUUCUAAAAAGUUACCACACUCCCGCGACCCGCAGUCUUUCCAUGAAGUCUCACUUGUUUGCCUUCUAUAUUUUUAUUUUGAGUUUUCACAGAGGGAAUCGUUGCUGUAUGUACAUACAAAAGUUAGUUCUGUGAAAAAAGUUGUUACGGAAACAUAACCUAAGAUGUGAUAAGAUAAAAUGCCGUCCUAAUGUAUAAAAAACAAGGAAUUGCAAGAAUCCUGUUGAGAAAUAUUCAUUACUGAUGUAAUAAUAAUUAAGUAUGAUUUAAGCGUUUGAUUUCCUUCCGAAAAUGUCUACUAAUGCUUCUGUUUCUGGGAUCAAGAGUGAGGGUGACUCGGAAGAUGAUCUGAAACGACAAGGGUCAUUCAGAAAAUUACUACCAGUUAAUAGUAAUGGGGACUCUCAGCUCAGCACUGCUGUCAAGAUGAUAGACCGACCAAAUACUUCUCAAAACAGUAAAGAGUAUGCAGUAUAUCUUCAAGAAUACAACAUUCUUGCAGAAUACAAUACAUUACGCAGUCAAGAUUUGAGAGGAAUUUAUGUCAUACCAUCAGCUCAAAAUUCUUUUUUAUGGUUUGGAGUACAGUUUAUUCGUCAAGGAAUUUAUCAAGGUGGUGUGUUCAGGUUUACUAUCACACUACCCCAAAACUUUCCGGAUGGAAAAUGUCCAAACGUUCUAUUCCAAACCAAGGUAUUUCACCCUUUGAUAAACUACACAACAGGAGAACUGAAUACUGCCUGGGGAUUUCCCGAGUGGAAAAGAAGCAAUAGAAUUUGGCAACUAGUGCAAUACAUAAGUAAAAUUUUCACCAAGCUGGAUACCAAAAUGAUUUCCGUUAAUGAUGAAGCCUUAUUACUGCUAGAAACAGACUUUGAAAAUUUUAAAGAACAAGCUAAGAAAUGUGUUAAGGAUAGCCUGAGUGUAGUUUAUGAUCCGCCAGCAACUGAUGAUCCCCAUUACAUUACAUUUAGUCCUUAUGAUAGUGAAUUACACGAUCCUGUAAAACAAGAAAUUUACAAACCAAAGGAUGACAAUGAGAACAAACCCACGGGAUAUUCGUGGGUGCAACCAGGCUCUUUGCAGCCGUUUUCGAAACCAGAGGCUAGAUAGCAAAUAAUCAUAGAUGUGCUAUAUUUUCUAUUGAAAACUAGGUUCUAUAUUGGUUAUGCAUUUCGCCAAGUUGCAUUGCAACAAUAGUAAAAAUAAAAAAAUAAGAGCGUGAUCACGCAACUAUUUUUAUACGAUAAAAGAGUUAAUAACGUAAAUGCAAAGUAUUCUAAUGAAAUUUUUAUACACAAUGUGAUUGAUGCUGCAGAGAUUUUUACCGACUGACCGGAGAUUACUUUUGUUACUAACGAUACUCAUUACUCACAUGAUAAAAUGAGCCAACUUUUCGUCCUACUGCUUACGAUCAAUUAAUCGCCGUCAGCGAUCCAAAAGUGUCCAAUUUUCUAAGGACAUUGUACAACGGUGAUAGUAUACAGUGCUAGUAGCAAUAAUUGUACGAUUUAAGUUGAAUUUUCUGUUGAAAAUUGUUAUACUUCUCUUACGAGCAGUAGCUGAGAUUGUUAUAUAUUGAACAAAAUAAUUAUUUAGUUACAAUCAAAGGUUGUGUACAUUAAGCAGAGUAUUUAAUAUUUAUAUGAGAAGCGUUUACUCGUAUUAUUUUUCAUUUGUAUAAGAAUAAAGAAAUAAGUGCAAUAAAUAAGAAUCGGAAAGCGGGGUAAAACGGUUGUUCGCGUAUUUUCAAUAAUCUUGCAAUUGCUCUUGGAAACAUUUUUGCCUAUUUCCAUGAAUAGUGAGUGCAUUAUUUUUUGGAAGUGGAUUUGUAAAUUUCGUAUUCUCGCGUAGCUUUUAAAUCAAUAUUACUAUAUGCUUAUACUGCCUAAAUAUAUAAAUGUUAUGGUUUUAAUUUUUUUUUAAACUAUUAAUAAAUCUAUCUAUAUUAAAGAA
Messenger RNA from Nasonia vitripennis (jewel wasp), 2042 nucleotides. Its product is annotated as protein crossbronx homolog. Bases 378 to 1199 code for a protein of 273 amino acids. NCBI's taxonomy places the organism in Eukaryota, Metazoa, Arthropoda, Insecta, Hymenoptera, Pteromalidae. The record is from RefSeq and is a predicted model, not a curated record. The transcript is spliced from 7 exons.